This is a messenger RNA of Thamnophis elegans (Western terrestrial garter snake), 1501 nucleotides long. Its product is annotated as protein lifeguard 3-like. The record is from RefSeq and is a predicted model, not a curated record. The coding region runs from base 272 to 1042 and encodes 256 amino acids. Gene Ontology annotation, biological process: negative regulation of apoptotic signaling pathway. Lineage: Eukaryota; Metazoa; Chordata; Lepidosauria; Squamata; Natricidae. Gene Ontology annotation, cellular component: Golgi apparatus; endoplasmic reticulum; membrane. The transcript has 12 exons.
CGCCUCUUAGAGGCACUGGAGUUGCAUCUCGGGGUUUCGCUUUCUCUCUCCCCCCACCCCAAAGAAAAGCAAUAGGAAGUUGAUCGAAAAGUCCCUUGAGCGGGGUUCCCCACGCAGGCAUAUUUUUGCUCCCCAGUUGUCUGAAUUCCACCAAUCCACGAUCGACCGCAAUUUAAAAGCAGCAGAAUUUGGAAAGAGCUUCCGUGGAGGCCUGGAGGAAGGGACGCGCCGCGGGUAAGGAUUCUGGUACUGUACAUUAGCCAGGGACAACAUGGAAAUUCUUGAUCCUCCACCCCCCUAUGAUGACAAGAGGUCUGGAGCUGAAGGUGAUAGAAUUUGCGAGAUGGAAGAAGGGGACCUCCGAAUUGCAUAUUGGGAGGAAAAAAAUGUUAGGCAAGCGUUCAUUCGCAAGGUUUACAGCAUCAUCACCCUUCAGUUACUACUGACUGUGGCAAUAGUUGCUAUCUUCACCUUUGUGACUCCUGUGAACACUUAUGUGAUCAAUCACAUUCCAAUCUAUUAUACAUCUUAUGCUGUAUUUUUGAUUUGUUACCUGGUGCUGGUGUUUUGUCAAAAGAUCCAGAGACGAUAUCCAUGGAACAUAAUCCUUAUGACAAUUUUUACAUUGUCUUUGGGAUAUAUGACAGGCACCAUUGCUAGCAUGCAUGACACCAAAGCUGUAAUCCUUGCCAUGAUCAUCACUACGGUUAUAACAAUCACUGUCACUGCUUUCUCUUUCCAAACAAAGGUGGAUCUCACAACCUGGACUGGUUUUUUCUGUAUACUGUCAAUUGUCCUCUUUGUGACUUCUAUCACCGCUAUUAUUGUCCUGACAUACAAAUAUAUCUAUUGGGUCGAUAUGCUUUAUUCAGCCAUUUGUGCCAUCAUCUUUACCCUGUUCCUUGCAUAUGAUACCCAGUUGCUCUUGGGGAAUAAGAGGUUUUUCCUCAGUCCUGAAGAUUACAUUUAUGGAGCAAUUCAAAUCUACGUAGAUGUCAUCUACAUAUUCCUUUCUAUUUUAAGACUUGGGAGCAGACGUUAGGGAUUUUUUUAAAAUGGCAACUUAAGGGACAUGUUUUCAGAAUAUUAGUAUCUUUGCCUUCCCCCAUAUGAAUCUUUUUUGAAUAAUAUUAUCAUAUACACAUACUUAUACAUUUCCAUAUUGCUCUUAUUUUACUAUGCUGUGUGAAAGCUUUGUAUAUUGUAUGGAAAUAUAUUAAAUAUUAAGUUUAUUCAACCCAAAAUUCAAUAAACUUAAGUCUCGUGACAUAAUUAGUACACUGUCAAAGUGAACGUAUGUCCUAUGACAGGGAUGGCGAAAUCUUUUUUUGCUCGUGUGCCAUAAGUGGGGGAAGCGCAGGGGGGGUCGUGUGCAAGCUUGCCAUAACCAUAAUGCAAUGCACGACUCCCCAGUGCGCAUGCCCGCACUACAGGUGCGACCCCCCCCCCACUUUUGCAUGCUUUUUUCACCCUCCCCAGGCUCCAGAGGCUUUAUAGGAUC